This is a messenger RNA of Racocetra persica, 437 nucleotides long. NCBI's taxonomy places the organism in Eukaryota, Fungi, Glomeromycota, Glomeromycetes, Diversisporales, Gigasporaceae. The record is from the annotation of a GenBank genome assembly.
AAAAAUAUGAAAAGGAUACCGAAAGCACACGCUUGGCUAUCGAAUCAGAAAGUGUCAUGACUGAUAGUAUUAUGGCAAAUAACUUUGACUUCGAUAUAGAAUUGAAGCUAUUUCUUUUCAACUAUACUAGCUUUAAUAAAGCACGUGAAUUUGCAGAAGUGGGUAAAAGAGAAGAUAUUAGUAUUUUAAGGGAAAAUAAUGCCGAUACCGAUCUAGACAGUAGUAAUAUAGUAUCUUCUUCGGCAUCUAAUCUUGAAUUCAGCAUAAUGAUAAAUGAUGAGAAUGAGUUUCUUGUCAAUGGUAUUUUUGAUGCCAAUACUAAACUUAGCCCACAAUUGUCAGCUUGCUCAAUUUUGAACUUUAUUAAUGGUAAUGUUAAAUGCUGUGAGAACUAUUCACGAUCACAAAGACCACUUACUCAACUUAUCAGAACAUGA